Helianthus annuus (common sunflower) is the source of this 678-nucleotide messenger RNA. RefSeq lists its product as uncharacterized. Gene Ontology annotation, biological process: gibberellic acid mediated signaling pathway; cytokinin-activated signaling pathway; trichome differentiation. The transcript is spliced from 2 exons. The record is from RefSeq and is a predicted model, not a curated record. Gene Ontology annotation, cellular component: nucleus. Gene Ontology annotation, molecular function: transcription cis-regulatory region binding; DNA-binding transcription factor activity. Bases 1 to 678 code for a protein of 225 amino acids. Lineage: Eukaryota; Viridiplantae; Streptophyta; Magnoliopsida; Asterales; Asteraceae.
AUGUCGGUGGUGCCGUUGAUGCCGUCAAUGUCGGUGGUGCCGGCGAUGUUGGUUGUGCCGGUGGUGCCAUCGACGUCGGUGGUGCCGGUGUUUGAGUGGUGGCCAGAGGUGGUGCCGGUGAUUGUGUGGUGGCUAGAGGUGGUGCCGGUUUUGGGGGUGAAGGAAGAGCCUUCCAUCACCACCAAGAUCAUGAAGCUAUUUGGGGUCAUCAUCUCAGAGGAAGAAGAUGCAGAAGAACCACCCUCCAAAAGACCAUCUCUCUCCUCAUCCUCCUCCUCUUCUAACCGCCGCCACAGGUACGAGUGUCCCUACUGCAUUCGCAAGUUCAAAAAUUCACAAGGUUUAGGCGGCCAUCAGAACGCUCACAAGAGAGAACGUCUGCACCUGAAGCGACCAGAAUUGCAACCCAACACAAACCCCGCCGUCGCCUCUUUCGCCCCUCUACUCCACAAAGAAGCUACUGAGUCGGAAAAUCAGGCGGUCUUUCAAUCCACAGCCACAGAGAGGCUGUUAUCUGUUGCUUCUUCGGUGGCAAGUGGUGUCAGACAACCAGCAGGAUCGUUAUCAUGCACUACUGAUGGGGUAGGGAUGUCAAGUGUAGUUGGACCUCAGUCCAAUAACCAUGUUAAUGAUGGUGUGACCAGCUUUGAUCACAUAGACUUGCAUCUGAGCCUUUAA